AUGUCUUUCCUGAAUAAUUUAGGAGGCAAGGGCAUUGCAAAGAUGGCCGGGGAGAAAGCAGGGGAUUUUGUGGAACAAACUGUUAGUAAUAUUAUGGAUAAGAAAGACAAGGCUGGAGGCGAGGGUGGUGAAGCUAAAGCUCAAGGGGAAGACAAAAGCGGCUUUGACAUCUCCAAUGUUGUGAGCCUCGGAGACAAAAAAGAAGAGAAAGGCGGCCUGGACAUUGGGAACGCGCUGGGCAUGCUCGGAGGAGACAAGGACAAGGACAGCGGCGGUGGCCUGUCCGGAGCCCUCGGAAAGCUCUUUUAA
Molecule: messenger RNA, 309 nt
Organism: Knipowitschia caucasica
Lineage: Eukaryota; Metazoa; Chordata; Actinopteri; Gobiiformes; Gobiidae
Source: the annotation of a GenBank genome assembly